GUCUUCGUAUUUAUAUAGAAGAAGAAGAAGAAGAAACAUCAAUUUAUAUAUGAACUAAGGGCCGUAUUUAUAGCACUGACGAAGGCGAACAAGAUAUGAACUUUAAGACCGUUAUAACAGAGUAUACUUUCUUUGUUUUUUUCAAAGAUUUUUUAAACUUAUUUCGGAUUCAUUGUGUCCUAUUUUUUUUAUGAAAUGUAUACCGAGAGCAUUCCAAACCACUUUUUAUACAACGCUUACUGCGAACGUAAGUGUUGUAUAAAAUCUUAAGUCGCAUACAAGCUGUUUGUUUGAAGGACUCGGUCUAACUGCGUUAGCUAAUACACGAUCAAUGUGUACAUUAUGUUAGAGAGUGUUAGUUCGAUCGAUUUCGACACAUUCUUUAUUCAAAACGAAUGGAGUUAUGCUGACGUGUAAAAGUAAUUAUUUUACACUUAUCCAAAUUAUUGCUGCAAUUCUUAACAAUCAUCGGGAUUUUGAAGUAUCUCGUAGAUAUUUGUAUCAUUUGCAUAUUAUACAUAGGAUAAUGGGACCAGACAAAACAAAGAUAUAAGGGAAUUAGAAAAGUAUCUUUAUGGGAUCUAUGAGGAACUCACGAAGGACCAUUACAGAAUCCACACCGUAAAACCUUCAAGCGCAACAGCUUGAAUCCGAUUCAUUCUGAUCUUAUGUCAACUUUGCUAAAGAAAAUACAACUUAGGAAGUAAGAAAACUUAUUCACUUGAGUAUUAUGCUCCUUAAUCCCCCCACACUGCUUUGUAUGUGCGGCGACUGUGCGGAUGACGCAUGAUUAUGUGUGUUAUCAAAAUUUAAAUGUAAAACUUUUAUUCUUCGUAGGUGAUGAAAGGCAAAAUGAGCCUUAAUCGGAACAGGGACAGUGACGGGACAGCUCGCGAGCCCCUGCUCGGCGACGAGAGUCCAGUGCGCUUCGGUAACUCGUGGACCGCCACGCCAAAGUACUCCAAGUACUCCAAGCUAGCUAGCCAGGCCGAUAGUCCGAAUCGGUUCGAUUUUGACAGCGACAUGAUGGGUGUGCAAGACAGGAUGCUCCGUGGUCAAGACGAGCAGCUGCGAGCGCUGGGCGACACGGUGGGCUCUCUCAAAACUGUCUCCAAACAGAUAGGAUCGGAGUUGGACGAACAGACAGUGUGAGUAUAUAAUCCAGCCAAUGUAGUUAGG
Molecule: messenger RNA, 1179 nt
Organism: Diatraea saccharalis (sugarcane borer)
Lineage: Eukaryota; Metazoa; Arthropoda; Insecta; Lepidoptera; Crambidae
Source: the annotation of a GenBank genome assembly